AUGUGGAGGCUGAAAGUAGCAGAUGGGGGCAAUGACCCUCACAUAUUCAGCACAAACAACUUUGUGGGAAGGCAGAUUUGGGAGUUUGAUCCGGCGGCAGGCACUCCAGAGGAGCGGGCGGAGGUGGAGGCGGCCCGCCUUAACUUCUUUAACAAUCGCCAUCAGGUUAAGCCCAGCAGCGACCUCCUUUGGCGUAUGCAGUUCUUAAGAGAGAAAAGAUUCGAGCAAAAAAUUCCACCAGUUAAGGUUGAGGAUGGUGAAGUGAUAACACAUGAGAAGGCCACAAAAGCACUAAGGAGAGCUGCUCACUUCUUUUCAGCCUUGCAAGCUAGUGAUGGACAUUGGCCUGCCGAAAAUGCCGGUCCAUUGUUUUUUGUUCCUCCUUUGGUCAUGUGUCUCUACAUUACAGGACACCUUAAUAGCAUAAUCACAGCUGAGCACCGUAAAGAAAUUCUUCGCUACAUAUACUAUCAUCAAAAUGAAGAUGGUGGAUGGGGAUUGCAUAUUGAGAGUCCAAGCACCAUGUUUUGUACAACUCUAAAUUACAUUUGUAUGCGAAUUCUUGGAGAAGGACCUGAUAAUAAUGGGGGCCAAAAUAAUAAUGCUUGUGCAAGAGCUAGACAAUGGAUUCUUGAACAUGGUGGUGUCACAUACAUUCCUUCUUGGGGAAAAUUUUGGCUAUCGAUACUUGGAGUGUUUGAAUGGACCGGCACCAACCCAAUUCCCCCAGAAUUUUGGCUUCUUCCUUCAUUUCUUCCUAUGCAUCCAGCUAAAAUGUGGUGCUAUUGUCGAAUGACUUAUAUGCCCAUGUCGUAUUUAUAUGGAAAAAGAUUUGUGGGUCCAACUACAACCCUUAUUCUAGAGUUGAGGGAGGAACUUCAUACUCAACCAUAUAAUGAGAUUAAUUGGAACAAUGUGCGCAAUUUAUGUGCUAAGGAGGAUCUAUAUUAUCCUCAUCCAUGGAUACAAGAUUUAUUCUGGGAUACUCUAUACACAUGCGCCGAGCCUCUUCUAACCCGUUGGCCUUUGAACAAAUUUAUUAGAGAGAGAGCUCUCCAAGUAACAAUGAAGCAUAUUCAUUAUGAAGAUGAGAACAGCCGGUAUAUUACCAUAGGAUGUGUAGAAAAGGUAUUGUGUAUGCUUGCUUGUUGGGUUGAAGAUCCAAAUGGGGACUAUUUUAGAAAACACCUUGCCAGAAUCUCAGAUUACAUAUGGGUUGCUGAAGAUGGAAUGAAGAUGCAGAGUUUUGGUAGUCAGGAAUGGGAUACUACUUUUGCAAUUCAAGCUUUGCUUGCUAGCAAUCUGAUUGAUGAAGUUGGUGAAACACUUGCAAGAGGCCAUGACUUUAUAAAGAAAUCUCAGGUCAAAGAAAAUCCCUCAGGUGACUUUAAAAGCAUGUAUCGCCACAUUUCUAAAGGAUCAUGGACAUUUUCUGAUCAAGAUCAUGGAUGGCAAGUUUCUGAUUGUACUGCAGAUGCUUUGAAGUGUUGCUUGAUAUUCUCAUUAAUGCCACCGGAGAUUGUUGGCGAGAAGAUGGAAGUUGAGAGAUUAUAUGAUGCUGUUAAUGUUCUACUUUCUUUACAGAACAAAAAUGGUGGCAUUGGAGCUUGGGAGCCUUCAGAUGCACAAGCUUGGUUGGAAGUGCUUAAUCCGGUUGAAUUUCUUGAAGACAUUGUGAUUGAGCAUGAUUAUGUAGAAUGCACUUCAGCAGCAAUACAAGCUUUAGUUUUAUUUCAAAGGCUAUAUCCGGGACACAGGAGAAAGGAAAUUGAAAAUUUUAUAAACAAUGCUAUUCGGUAUCUUGAAGGCAAACAACUUCAAGAUGGUUCUUGGUAUGGAAACUGGGCAGUUUGCUUCAUAUAUGCUACAUGGUUUGCACUUGGAGGAAUGGCAGCAGCUAGUAAGACCUACAAAAAUAGUGCAACCAUACGCAAAGGAGUGGAAUUUUUACUUGGAACACAAGGAGAUGAUGGUGGUUGGGGAGAGAGUUACCUUUCAUGCCCAAAGAAGGAAUAUGUGGCACUUCCAGAAAAUCGAUCAAAUCUAGUGCAUACAGCAUGGGCUAUGAUGGGUCUCAUACAUGCUGGACAAGCAGAAAGAGACCCAACGCCUCUUCACCGCGCAGCAAAACUGAUUAUCAAUUCUCAGAUGGAAAAUGGUGAUUUUCCACAACAGGAAAUAACAGGAGCUUUCAAGAUGAACUGUAUGCUACAUUAUGCAGCAAACAGAAAUAUUUUUCCAUUGUGGGCACUUGCAGAAUAUCAUAGACGAGUACCAUUGUCUUGCAAACCCUAA
Messenger RNA from Morus notabilis, 2295 nucleotides. Its product is annotated as beta-amyrin synthase. The transcript has 16 exons. Gene Ontology annotation, molecular function: beta-amyrin synthase activity. Gene Ontology annotation, biological process: triterpenoid biosynthetic process. Lineage: Eukaryota; Viridiplantae; Streptophyta; Magnoliopsida; Rosales; Moraceae. Gene Ontology annotation, cellular component: lipid droplet. Bases 1 to 2295 code for a protein of 764 amino acids. The record is from RefSeq and is a predicted model, not a curated record.